AUGGCAGACGAACCGGAAGAGCUGCAAACUUUGAAGGGCAGUUCCGUUGGCCGGUCACCGGAUGAUGCCACCGGAACACCGGCACCGGCGGGGCGCUCCUUUCGGGGCUUGUGGAAAGGGUUGAAGGGCUGUGGGCCAAUCCAGCGCCGGCUGCCGAUACUGCGCUGGAUGCGACACUACGAUCGGACCGACGGUGCCGCAGAUCUGAUCGCCGGCCUGACGCUCGGCCUGACAAUCAUCCCGCAGAGCAUGGCGUACGCCACCAUCGCGGGCCUACCGUCGCAGUACGGCCUGUACGCGGCCUUCAUGGGAUCGCUGGUGUACGUGUUCCUCGGCACGGUCAAGGAGGUGUCCAUCGGGCCGACCAGUCUGAUGGCGCUGCUCACGUACCAGUACACGGCGGGACGGCCGGCCGAGUACGUGGUGGUGCUAGCGUUCGCCGCCGGGCUCGUCGAGCUGGCGAUGGGGAUCGGGCGCCUCGGGUUCCUCGUCUGCCUGAUCUCUGUCCCCGUCACGUCCGCCUUCAGUUCGGCCACCGCACUCAUCAUUAUCGGGUCGCAGCUGCGCAACUUGCUCGGAUUGGCCCGCGGAAGUGGCAGCGGCUUCUUCGGCACGGUGCUCGAUGUGACCAGACAGCUACCGGAGGCGUCCGGCCCGGACACCGCCCUCGGUGCGGUGUGCAUCGUCGGGCUCGUAGCACUCCAGCAACUGCCGAAGGUGUGCCGCACUGCCACCAGAUGGCGCCGUACGCUUUGGUACGUGUCCCUUGCCCGGAACGCGCUCGUCGUCCUCGCGUGCGCCAUCGUUUCCUUCUACUGGACCGGGUCCCCACCCUGGCGACUCUCGGGGGCCGUCGAGCCGGGCAUCCCAACGUUCGAGCUUCCCACGCUCAUCACCAGCACCGUCGGUAACCGGACCGUGGGCUUCAUCGAGAUGGCGGUCGAGCUGGGCGACGGCUUGCUGCUCGUACCGCUCGUCGCCAUCUUGGCUAACGUGGCGAUUGCCAAAGCGUUCGCCUCCGGCCAAGCGGUGGAUGCCACGCAGGAGCUGAUCGCACUCGGACUGUGCAACAUCAUCGGUUCGUGCUUCCGCUCGAUGCCCACAACCGGGGCCUUUACCCGGUCGGCCAUCAGCCACGCGAGCGGAGUCCGGACACCCCUGGCCGGUCUCUACUGUGCCCUGGCCACCCUGCUGGCCCUCGGAGUGCUGACGCCGUACUUCUACUACAUUCCCCGCGCCACGCUGGCUGCCGUGCUGAUCGCGGCCGUGGCACCGAUGCUCGACCUGCCGAUCGUGGCCCGGCUGCGGCGCACCGGAUCCCCCACCGACCUGCUCGCGUGGACCGUGUGCUUCGGCGUGUGUCUGUUGGUGAGCGUCGAGGUCGGGCUGCUGUGUGGCAUGGCGGUCAGCCUGCUGGAACCACUGCGGGUAUCGAUCUGGCCGCGCUGCCACUGCGAAACGGUGCACGAGCCCCGCCAGCGGUUCAGCUUCCGCCGGGUCCGCCCCGAGCACGGGCUGCUCUACACGAGCGUCGACCGCCUCCGGACCCUGGUGCUGGCCGAAGUAGCGGCGGCGGAGGCAGCGGCGGAGUCUUCCGGCGACGACGAGCGGGGCUACCCGGCCCCGGUGUCGAUUGUCCUGGACUGCGGGCGGUUGGUGGCGCUGGACUAUAGUGCGGUGCAGGCGCUGAAGGACCUGGCCGACGAGAUAGCCCGGCUCGGCGGGACGCUGCUGCUCCGCGACGUUCCCGACCGCUGGCGCCAUCGGCUCGCCCUUCACGAGACGGAGCACGGGCUCACGUUCGCUCAGUGAGAAGCCAGCCAAGCAUGGUUUAUCUGUAGGUAAUUCGAUCCGGCCGAUCGAGUCUGGCGAGUCAAAGUUAGUGCUCGUUUCAUUA
Messenger RNA from Anopheles bellator, 1897 nucleotides. RefSeq names its product sodium-independent sulfate anion transporter-like. The transcript has 3 exons. Bases 1 to 1812 code for a protein of 603 amino acids. The record is from RefSeq and is a predicted model, not a curated record. Gene Ontology annotation, cellular component: membrane. Lineage: Eukaryota; Metazoa; Arthropoda; Insecta; Diptera; Culicidae. Gene Ontology annotation, molecular function: sulfate transmembrane transporter activity. Gene Ontology annotation, biological process: transmembrane transport.